GUCCGGCGCCAGUCAGCGUCAGAGACCAGCCGAGGUCGGUGCGUCCGCGGCGGGGCCUCAGUGUCUGUGAGCUGGUGGUGAGCUGGUGACGAGGUGGCGAAGCUCUGUGUGGGGAGCUGCAGACGAGCUGACGAAGCUCUGUGUGGCAGAGAUAACGUAGCUUGACUGCGAGCUGACACAGCUCUGUGGUGCGGAGCUUACGCAGCUCUGCUUCUGUGGCUGUGAGAGGAGUGGUGGUCAGUACAGUCGGACGACACAGCUGACUCUGACUUUAUCGCAGUGUGAGAGCCGGCUGGUCCGCCCUUAUCCGUGCUGUGGACGUAGUCUGGCCUCAGUUUGGCCGUACUGUGACAUCGCACAGUUGGCCGUCGGGGCUUGCAGAGUGGUCGGUAAGGUUAACCGGCUAGUUGUGGUGACGUGUCCAAAGGCCGGAGGUGGGGCUCGAGGUGGUCCACCUCCGCUGAGUGAGGUGGUCCUUCCAGCAAUGUACUGCGACGAGCCGUGAGGCGAGUGAUUGAAGAAGAGUUGUGUUGAGUUGAGCAUAUUCGAGUGCCCAGUGUCAGCUGAUCAGCUGAGGUAGUGUCUCAGGGGGUGCCUGGAGUGGCUCGAGUGCCUGGAGUGCUCUUAGUGCUCGGCGUGUCCGAGAGUACUCGGAGAGGUGUUCGGAAUUAUGAGUGCCGCGGCUUCUGACCGGUGACCGGGUGAGGUCAGGUCAGGUCAGGUCGGGCUGACCGGCCGGCGGACCACAAUGGUUCUAACUGGGGGCUACGGAGGCCAUGUCUCCUACGGGUCCCGAGUGGACAGUCUGCUCUACAUUAUGGGCGACUGUGCCACCCAGUCCGCCUUUCACGAGCUCGGACAGAAGUACGGCUUCGCCCCGGACAUCUCUGACGCCGCGCUGCCCCAGAAGCUCGAGGAGCUCCGCGAGUACAUCAAACGCGAGAUCCGACGAGAGCUCAAAAUCAAAGAGGGCGCCGAAAAGCUGCGGACAGCCACCAGCGACAAGAAGAGCUUGCAGAACGUCUCGAGCAUCGUGAAGAAGGCGAACACAAAGCUGCAGGAGCUGCAGGCUGAGCUGCACGAGCUCGACAGUCAGAUUCUGUUGACGCAGGGUCAGGCGGAACAUGAGGCGGGCGCGACGCAGCAGCUCUGCACCAGUCUACCAGAGGCUCCGAUGUCACCGAUUGGAGACACUCCCCUGGAGGACCACCCGCUCACCACCACCGACCAACGGCUUCAGAGUCUGGGGAGGCAGCUGGAUAUCGAGAUGAAGGUGAAGCAGGGCGCCGAGAACCUGAUCAGCAUGUACUCGGCCGGCGGCCAGCAGAGUAAGAAGCUGCUGGCCGAUGCGCAUCAGAUGCUCGAGGACGCCAAGGCCAAAAUCGACUACAUCAAGAUGCGCAUCAACAAACUGAGUCAGAACGUGGCACAGAGCUCCGUCGGCGAGAGCCGGUCCAUCGCGUCCGCGGUGGACCGGGCGUACGAGACCAGCCAGUUGACGCCCCUGGAUGUGCGUAUCGAGGAGCUGCGCCACCACCUGCGUAUUGAGACGGCAGUGAUGGACGGAGCCAAGAACGCCAUACGGCUGCUGCAGAGCGGCAAAGUCACCGAUAAGAAGGCGCUACAGGAGGCGCAGCAGAGUCUGCAGGAAUCCAGCAGGAAGCUGGACCUGCUCCGCCUCUCGCUGGACCGACGGCGGAAGGAGCUGCCACCUGGCUCCCUGAAGGCUGACGAGCUGAAGGAGGACCUGGACCAGGUGCAGUCACCCUCCACCAACUCUGCCAGUCUGGAGAACUUCCGGCGCAGUGUGGAGCCACGCGACACGCCCCCGGCGGCCCCCUGUCCAGGCGCACUGCGCUACCGGCCCAGCACUAAUGUGGUCAAAACGGCAGCCGUCACCGGAAAACUGGAAGUCCGUCUGCUCGGCUGCCAGGGCCUGCUGGAGGAAGUACCGGGCCGGUCCCGACGGGACUCUGUCCACGGCAUCUCCAGCCCGUCCGACCUGCGCUUCUUCAUGAAGGGCGUUACCGGCCGCUCCUCGUCCAAAUCGUACAGCGUCAAAGACGAGACCAGCACACCGGGUCUGGUACGCCAGGUCCUCAACAACCCCUGCCUGCCGCGCUCCGCCGAGCUCGCCUCCAAUGAGAUUAUGGCGGUGCUGAAGCUGGACAACGUGGCCGUGGGCCAGACCAGCUGGAAGGCGUGCUCCCAGCAGGCCUGGGACCAGCGCUUCUCCAUCGACCUCGACAAGUCGCGCGAGCUCGAGGUGGACAUUUACUGGCGCGACUGGCGCUCGCUGUGUGCCGUCAAGUUCCUCCGUCUGGAGGAGUUUAUUGAUGACGUCCGUGACGGUAUGGCGCUCCAACUCGAGCCGCAGGGACUGCUCUUCGCUGAGAUUAAAUUCCUGAACCCGAUGAUUUCGCGCCGGCCCAAGCUGCAGCGACAGCGGAAGAUCUUCAAGCACAAGGGGAAGACGAUCCUGCGUCCCAAACAGAUGAACAUCAACGUGGCCACUUGGGGUCGUCUGAUGAAGCGCGACCUGCCGGCGGCGCAGGGGUCGGAGGUCUCCUCCGGACCGUCCAGUCAGAGCAGUACGCUCCAGCGCCCGCUGGGCCGGCUGGACUCCAGCGAGCCGCCGCCGGACGAUAUGGAGACUGAGCUGCUCACUCCGGCCGAGGGAGGAGCCGCGCGGCCGCUCACCAUGGCCGAGGCCGUCAAAACCACCCCGCCGCCCACCAUAUACUCACACUCACCCAGUUUAUCGUCUAGCUCGAGCAUACACGGACAUCGGAAACCCAUGCCAGUGCCGACCCCCACCGUUCCGCCCAAACUGGGCUCUCCCACCGACCCGAUGGCCAAGCUGCCGGGUGACAUAUCGCCGCUGGGCGCCCCCGGGCAGCGCGAGAGCCGCCAUGUCAACAUUAUCGAGGUCGGGGACGAGGGUGCCGGAGUCACCGUCACUCAUAUGUCGGUGGGUCGCGGGCUGGCGCCACAGCCGACAGAAGAGCCCAUCGUCGUCGAACCCGAGGAUGAUGAGCCUCCGAUGGUGCCGCUGCGGCCGAGCCGCCGCGCCACGGCCGUCGAGUACCGUGACUCGGCCUACGAGUCGCACCGAGUCUCCCAGCUCAGCGGUAUGACUCUGGACAACUUCCGGAUGAUCGCCGUGCUCGGACGCGGACACUUCGGAAAGGUGAUCCUCACUCAGUACCGCAACACGGGCGAGUACUACGCCAUCAAGGCGCUGAAGAAGGCCGACAUCAUCUCCCGCGACGAGGUGGAGUCACUGCUGGCGGAGAAGCGCAUCUUCGAGGUGGCCAACUCUGUACGGCACCCGUUCCUGGUCAACCUGUUCAGCUGCUUCCAGACUGAGAGUCACGUGUGUUUUGUGAUGGAGUACGCGGCCGGCGGUGACCUGAUGAUGCACAUCCACUCUGACGUGUUCACCGAGCCCCGCGCCGUGUUCUACGCCGCCUGUGUGGUGCUCGGCCUGCAGUACCUGCACGAAAACAAAAUCAUCUACCGUGACCUGAAGCUGGACAACCUGCUUCUCGACACGGACGGCUACGUCAAAAUCGCCGACUUCGGUCUCUGCAAAGAGGGUAUGGGCUACGGCGACCGGACGGGCACCUUCUGCGGCACCCCGGAGUUCCUGGCUCCCGAGGUUCUCACAGAACAGACGUACACGCGCGCCGUCGACUGGUGGGGCCUGGGCGUGCUCAUCUUCGAGAUGCUGGUCGGCGAGAGUCCUUUCCCGGGUGAUGAUGAGGAAGAGGUGUUUGACAGUAUCGUCAACGACGAGCUGAGAUAUCCGCGCUUCCUGUCGCUGCAGGCCAUCGCCAUCAUGCGCCGGCUGCUGCGUAAGAACCCGGAGCGCCGUCUGGGCGCCAGCGAGCGAGACGCCGAGGACGUCAAGAAGCAGACCUUCUUCAGCGGAGUCGACUGGGAGGAACUGCUGGCGCGACGCGUCCGGCCCCCCUUCGUGCCCACCAUCAAAAGCGUUGAGGACGUGUCCAACUUUGACGAGGAGUUCACCUCGGAGCGGGCCGUUCUGACGCCGCCCAAGGAGGCGCGCGUGCUGACCGGUCCCGACCAGGCGCUGUUCCGCGACUUCACCUACACGGCCGACUGGUGCUAGCUGACCGAGGGGACUCGGCUGAGGCGAGCCGGGACUGGGGGAACGCCGGGCUGGGACGGGGCUGUCCGACGGGCUGGUCAGGGCUUCCCUGCCGGGAUGGGUAGGGCUGCUCCGCCGGGCUGGGGCUGAUGGCUUGGUGACUGAGGUCUCUAAGCCCGCUGGGCCCGAGAUAGUCCUGAAAGCCUGACGAGCUGUGGCUAGUGGCUGUCCUGCCGGGCUGGGUCUAGUUCUCGAUAGGCUAAGCUCUGCCGCCGGUGGGGACUGCGCCGAGGCUGCCAGGCUCCGGCUGCUCUUUCGAAGCUCGGAGUGCCUCCAGCGCCACCUAGACUGCCGACCGACCGACUGACGCCUUCUAAAGUCAGCCGCCACAGUGCAUGAGACGGACGGAAGACGGGAAGGCGGACAGCAAGAGGGAGACAGAUAGACGGAUAGACGAGACGGCGACAGUGUUGAAUAGUGUGAUCGUGAUAUGGACAGAACACACACGUGCUUAAAGACUUGGAUCCCGCAGUGGAUAGACAGACGGAUGAAGACAAGUGUUUUACGUUGGACUCGCAAAGACGCUCGUAGGGGGGAAGAGCGUAGAUGCCAGCGAUGAGGACGCCAUCUGUUUUAGAGAAGCAGUGAUGAUGACAGACUCAGACAGACCUUUGGACUGGCUCGAGGGGCGUCUUCAAAUGGACAGUAGGACGCUCCUCUUGGACCGAUCCUUUCGUCCUAGGACAGAAGUGCAUUGGAAAGGCUCGACUUCAGGCGCCGUCUAAUCGACAGUGUGAUCAGACUGGUCGAAAGGGCGGCGCUGAGGGCCCAGCCCGGCGGCAGUCCCGGCUCACAGCGGCGUCAAACCCCAGCCCGGGAGUCCCCAUUGACUGUGCUGGCGGCGGGGGGUGGAUCGACCCCCCCCCCCCCGGAUAGAGGGGUGCGAAAUGAAGGCAGACUGGUGGCAAAUGUGCUUGUUAAUGCUGAGAGCGCGCGACGCUGCGCCGCCGCGCUGCGACGACGGUGGCGACGUCUAUUUUGUGUUGUGUAAAACGCUCUAUUAACCGGUGUUAUUGCUUGUGGAGGGUGCUGUGACACCCCCGCGUCCCCCCCCCCCCCCCACUCCCGUAGGCAGUCUAGUGAAUGUGUGGUGCAGCGCCGUGCUGGACGGCGCACCAAUGGUGCCUUGUCAAUGUGAAAGCAGCCGCCCGCCUCCCGCCGGCGGACGGUGGCGCCAAAUUGUUACACGAGAAACCGCGCGCCGCCGCCGGGUCUGUUUUGUACCGUAACGGCGCCGACCGCGGACAGAGCGAGAGAGAGAGAGAGAGAGCGGUUUGACUUCAUUUUGUAUAAUAAAACCGACACAAAAAAAU
Molecule: messenger RNA, 5487 nt
Organism: Amphibalanus amphitrite
Lineage: Eukaryota; Metazoa; Arthropoda; Thecostraca; Balanomorpha; Balanidae
Product: serine/threonine-protein kinase N-like
Exons: 21
Coding region: 749-4135 (1128 amino acids)
Biological process (GO): protein phosphorylation; signal transduction
Molecular function (GO): ATP binding; protein serine/threonine kinase activity; small GTPase binding
Source: RefSeq, a predicted model, not a curated record